This is a messenger RNA of Lipotes vexillifer (Yangtze River dolphin), 3228 nucleotides long. RefSeq names its product thyroid adenoma-associated protein homolog. Lineage: Eukaryota; Metazoa; Chordata; Mammalia; Artiodactyla; Lipotidae. The transcript has 19 exons. Gene Ontology annotation, biological process: tRNA methylation. The annotation marks the transcript as partial. Gene Ontology annotation, cellular component: cytosol. The record is from RefSeq and is a predicted model, not a curated record.
AUUAGUAGUUUGCUUCUCCGUUCAGUGGACCACACCAGCAUCCCCGAGUGGCUUUUGAACUGCUGCAGGAGCCUUUGUUGUGCUGAUGUCUCCCAGUCAGCUCUUUUAUUCCUGUGUCAGGGGACACUCACCAUGUUGGAUUGGCAGGAUGGGAGGAUGGGCCCCAGUGGGGAGGCCCUGCUCUUGGAUACUGUGCGUGUUCUGUUCACCUUGAGUUCACAGAUCAAGGAGUCAACUCUGGAAAUGUUUCUGUCUAGAAUUUUGGCAUCUUGGACUAAUUCAGCUAUACAAGUCCUUGAAUCAAGUUCCCCAAGCCUAAAGGACCGUCUGAAUGGAAAUUCAGACAUGGUUAGGAGACUUUUGGAAUAUGUCUAUACCCACUGGGAACAUCCAUUGGAUGCUUUGAGACACCAAACCAAAAUCAUAUUCAGAAAUAUUCUCCAAAUGCACCAGCUUGCCUUGGAAGAGUCAGGUUCAGAUUUGGCUGCUGAUGGUUUCAUUUUUCAACUGACUGAGAGUCUUCUGCGAUUGGAAUGGCAUAGUAAAGGAAAGUACACAUGCCUUGGUUGUUUAGUAGAUUACAUAGGAAUUGAACAUAUUUUGGCAUUAGCUAAAACUAUCCCAUCGCAAAUCUUAGAGGUGAUGGGGGACCAGUCCUUGGUGCCUUAUGCAAGUGACCUCUUGGAAACCAUGUUUAAAAGUCAUAAGAGUUGUUUGAAAUCCCAGGCUGUUGACAGCACUUGGAUUGACAAGUGGCAUGAGACUUGGGUUUCUCCUCUCCUGUUUAUACUGUGUGAAGGAAAUCUGGAUCAAAAAUCUUAUGUGAUUGAUUAUUACUUGCCAAAAUUAUUGAAUUGCAAUCCUGAAAGCUUAAGCUACAUGGUAAAGAUUCUUCAGACUUCUGCUGAUGCUAAAACUGGGUCUUAUGACAGCAGAGGGGCUCUGGGAGCUUUGAUGGCUUGUCUACGAACAGCUAGAGCUCAUGGACAUCUUCAGUCUGCAACUGAUGCCUGGAGGGACCUUGUGUCCAGUGCAAGAAUAAAGCAAGGCUUAAUUCAUCAGCACUGCCAAGUACGGAUCGAUACAUUAGGCUUGCUUUGUGAAUGUAAUCGAAGCACAGAAAUUGUUUCCACAGAAGAAAUGGAGUGCAUUCAGUUCUUUAUCACAUACAAUCUUAACAGUCAGUCUCCAGGAGUGCGGCAACAGAUUUGUUCUCUUCUUAAAAAGUUGUUUUGUAGGAUACAGGAAAGUUCUCAGGUACUUUAUAAACUGGAACAGAGUAAAUCCAAACAUGAACCAGAGAAUGAGUUAACCAGACAGCACCCUUCUGUAUCUUUACGGCAAUAUAAGAAUUUCAUGUCAUCCAUUUGCAAAAGUCUUUUUGAAGCAUUAUUUCCUGGCUCUUCCUACCCAACUAGAUUUUCAGCUUUAACCAUUUUAGGCUCAAUAGCUGAAGUUUUUCCUGUGCCAGAAGGUAGAGUCCAAACAGUAUAUCAGCUGAGUCAUGAUAUUGAUGUUGGUCGUUUCCAAACGCUAAUGGAAUGUUUAACUGGCACUUUUGAAGAAGUGAAAAUUUUAGCAUUUGAUCUUCUAAUGAAGUUACCAAAAACAUUUGUACAAUUUCAGGAUUCAGAGAAACUACAAGGCUUAUUCCAGGCAGCACUGGAGCUCAGCACAAGCACCAAACCAUAUGACUGUGUAACAGCUUCCUACCUACUGAACUUCUUAAUCUGGCAGAACGCUCUGCCGUCAUCUCUGUCUGCUUACUUAAAAACUCAGCGGGUUGCAUGUGGAGAUGGAGAUAAGUCUGCUGCUCUGGUGGAAAGUAACACAUUAAUAGUUAUCAAAUGCUUGUUGGAAAAUCUUGAGGAAGAAGUAUCUCGGGCUGAAAAUUCUCUGCUUCAGGCAGCAGCAUCGUUUCCAAUGUACGGGCGGGUCCACUGUAUAACAGGAGCUUUGCGGAAGCUAGCUCUAAACAGCCUGCAGUUGGUGAGUGAGUGGAGACCCGUGGUGGAGAAGCUCCUUGUGACAUCCUACAGGCUUUCCGCCGUGGUGUCUCCAGUUAUUCAGAGCUCCUCCCCAGAAGGCCUCAUCCCCAUGGACACUGAUGCAGAGUCAGCAAGCCGCUUGCAGAUGAUUUUGAAUGAAAUUCAGCCCCGAGAUACUAAUGAUUAUUUCAAUCGAGCUAAAAUUUUGAAAGAAUGUGAUAGCUUUGAUUUGGAGGACUUGAGUGCCAGUGUACCAAAUAUUGAUACUUCUGCAGAAAUCAAAGGUAAAGAAGGAAAAACAUGUGACGUAACUGCUCAGAUGGUGCUGGUAUGUUGUUGGAGAAGCAUGAAGGAAGUCGCUUUACUCUUAGGCUCACUGUGCCAGCUUCUACCCAUGUGGUCUGUGCCAGAAUCUCCUGAUGGAUUAUUGACAGUGGAACAGGUAAAAGAAAUAGGAGAUUACUUUAAACAGCACCUUUUACAGUCCAGGCACAGAGGAGCAUUUGAACUGGCUUACACUGGCUUUGUGAAACUCACCGAAAUCCUGAACAGGUGCCCUAAUUUGAGUCUGCAGAAGCUACCGGAAGAGUGGUUAUGGAAUGUUUUAGAGGAAAUUAGAUGCAGUGAUCCUUCAUCUAAACUCUGUGCUACAAGACGCAGCGCUGGAAUUCCUUUCUACAUACAGGCAUUGUUGGCAUCUGAACCUAAGAAAGGCAAAAUGGAUUUGUUGAAAAUAACAAUGAAAGAGUUAAUCUCUUUGGCUGGACCUACAGAUGACUUACAGAGCACAGUCCCUAAGGUUCAUGCUUUAAAUAUCCUUAGAGCCUUGUUCAGAGAUACACGUCUGGGAGAAAUUAUUAUCCCUUACAUUGCUGAUGGAGCUAAGGCUGCAAUUCUGGGCUUUACAUCACCAGUCUGGGCAGUGAGAAAUUCAUCCACACUUCUCUUCAGUACGUUGAUCACAAGAAUAUUUGGAGUUAAAAGGGGAAAGGAUGAACUUUCCAAAAAAAAUAGAAUGACAGGAAGUGAAUUUUUCUCUCGUUUCCCCGAACUCUAUCCCUUUCUUCUCAAACAGUUGGAAACUGUAGCCAAUACCGUGGACAGUGAUACAGGAGAACUAAACCAUCAUCCCAGCAUGUUUCUCUUACUUUUGGUGUUGGGGAGGCUCUACCCUUCCCCGAUGGAUGGCACCUGUUCUGCUCUCAGCAUGGCACCUUUUAUUCCCUUCAUUAUGAGGUAG